AUGUCAGAGGUAGAGGAAGAAGACAGAGCACUUCAUUUCUCUCGCAAGUGUGCAGAACGUCCUUUUGAAAAUAUCAUUAGUGUCAUUGCAAAAUACCCAUGGCACCAGUCCUACUUGAUAUCAACCAUGCACAGAGAUCACAUUUUUGAAAUGCUUAAAUUAUCAAUUGAAUCUCUUCGGGCUCAUUUGUCAAAGGAUUAUGUUCAUAUUGAUCCUACCUUAUUGGAACGCCUGACGAGAGCAGGAUUGAUGUGCCCUGCAUUUACCGAACGUCAAAAGUUGACACUACUUCAAAAUGCUCGUAUGGAAUGCCCUGUCGAUCUCUACCAUGUAAUCUGGCCACCUGUCAAUGUACUCACGCCCAGUCUUUCGACCUCAACCACCUCUCCACUCUUCAACACUCCAACUGGUGAAUACUUUCCCAAUUUUCCAACUCAAUCAAUGUCAAACGCACCACAAUAUGAUUAUUUUGCGCCCAAGCCUC
This is a messenger RNA of Phycomyces blakesleeanus NRRL 1555(-), 484 nucleotides long. RefSeq lists its product as hypothetical. The annotation marks the transcript as partial. NCBI's taxonomy places the organism in Eukaryota, Fungi, Mucoromycota, Mucoromycetes, Mucorales, Phycomycetaceae. The record is from RefSeq and is a predicted model, not a curated record. The transcript is spliced from 3 exons.